This is a messenger RNA of Macrosiphum euphorbiae (potato aphid), 309 nucleotides long. Lineage: Eukaryota; Metazoa; Arthropoda; Insecta; Hemiptera; Aphididae. The record is from the annotation of a GenBank genome assembly.
AUGACUCCAUACCAAGAUAAAAUAUCGCGAACUAAUCUUACCAAUACCGGUGCCGGAAUGUUUUUGCAUUCAAAAUUGAAAAGGCCCUUUUUAGGGCAACCCCCACCUGCAAUUAAUGUGAUAACACAAAAUAUCGAAGGCUUUUCUGUGACUAAAGGUGACCUUCUUGCUUCACUUUGUAAGUCACAGAGUUGCGACGUUUUAUGUGUCCAAGAAACGCACCAGGAUGAGGCCAGUAUUAUUCCAAAAAUACCGGGAAUGAACCUUGUCAUUGAAUUACCACAUUCACAACACACCAGUGACCACUGA